This is a messenger RNA of Marmota monax (woodchuck), 6497 nucleotides long. It is a transcript of the gene Sema5b, whose product is annotated as semaphorin 5B. Gene Ontology annotation, molecular function: chemorepellent activity; semaphorin receptor binding. Gene Ontology annotation, biological process: neural crest cell migration; semaphorin-plexin signaling pathway; axon extension. The record is from RefSeq and is a predicted model, not a curated record. The coding region runs from base 596 to 3877 and encodes 1093 amino acids. The transcript has 22 exons. NCBI's taxonomy places the organism in Eukaryota, Metazoa, Chordata, Mammalia, Rodentia, Sciuridae.
UGUCCACCCUCCUGGUCGCACACACUUGACAGGUCAGGGGCAGGGAUCCGGGCUAGGGGACAUGGGGACACAGGGCGCCCCCUUGCGCUCUCCCUUGCGCCUCAGGGCUGGCGGGUGAAGCGCCAGCCGCCGCAGGUCCUCUACAACCCCCUCCUCCUUUUCUCCCCUCCUUCACUCCCCUCGCUCCCAACUCCUCCCCCACCGCCUCUCCCUCCCUCCUUCUGCUCCCUAGAUCUCCUCCUCCCUGCUCUCUCCGGCGCGCCGGGUCUGGAGCUAGUUGGAGCGCGGGGGUUGGUGCCAGAGCCCAGCUCCGCGGAGCCGGGCGGGUCGGCCGCGCAUCCAGCGGUUGCUGGAGGAGUCCAAGCGCAGCGGGCGCGGCCCGGGUCCGGACUGCACCGGAGCGCUGAACCAAGGGCCAGGGACCCUUCCUGCGCGGCCGCCCCAUUCCCAGACGGGCCGCCAGCCCUCCGGCUCGCCGCCACCUCUCGGAGCAAUCAGGACCAGAGAACCGCGGGGAAUCCAGCACCUGCGCGUGCAGCCAGGAGGUCCUCUCCUCAGGCUGUCCCCAGAAGCUGGGACCGCAAAGGCAUCCACCAUGAUGGCACCGAGACCCCUGGUCAUCUUGCUGCUGCUUCCCAGCCUCACCCUGCUGGUAUCUCACCUCUCCAGCUCCCAGGAUAUCUCCAGUGAGUCCAGCGGUGAGCAGCAGCUGUGCAGCCUGAAGGAGCAUCCUACCGUGGCCUUUGAAGAUCUGAAGCCGUGGGUCUCUAACUUCACCUUCCCUGGAGCCCGAGAUUUCUCCCAGCUCGCUCUGGAUCCCUCCAGGAACCAGCUCAUCGUGGGAGCCAGGAACUACCUCUUCAGACUCAGCCUUGCCAAUGUCUCCCUCCUUCAGGCCACCGAGUGGGCCUCCAACGAGGACACACGCCGCUCUUGCCAAAGCAAGGGGAAGACGGAGGAGGAGUGUCAGAACUACGUGCGAGUCCUGAUUGUCGCUGGCCGGAAGGUGUUCAUGUGUGGCACCAAUGCCUUUUCCCCUGUGUGCUCCAGCAGACAGGUGGGGAACCUCAGCCGGACUAUCGAGAAGAUCAAUGGUGUGGCCCGCUGUCCCUACGACCCACGCCACAACUCCACAGCUGUCAUCUCCUCCCAGGGGGAGCUUUACGCAGCCACAGUCAUCGACUUCUCAGGCCGGGACCCGGCCAUCUAUCGCAGCCUGGGCAAUGGGCCACCACUUCGCACAGCCCAGUAUAACUCCAAGUGGCUCAAUGAGCCAAACUUUGUGGCAGCCUAUGACAUUGGGCUGUUUGCAUACUUCUUCCUGCGGGAGAACGCGGUGGAGCAUGACUGUGGGCGCACCGUGUACUCUCGGGUGGCCCGCGUGUGCAAGAAUGACGUGGGGGGCCGCUUCCUGCUGGAGGACACCUGGACCACAUUCAUGAAGGCACGGCUCAAUUGCUCCCGCCCGGGCGAGGUCCCCUUCUACUACAAUGAGCUGCAGAGUGCCUUCCACCUGCCAGAGCAGGACCUCAUCUACGGGGUCUUCACCACCAACGUAAACAGCAUCGCCGCUUCUGCUGUCUGCGCCUUCAACCUCAGUGCCAUCUCCCAGGCUUUCAAUGGCCCGUUUCGUUACCAAGAGAAUCCCAGGGCUGCCUGGCUCCCCAUUGCCAACCCCAUCCCCAAUUUCCAGUGUGGCACCCUGCCAGAGACGGGCCCCAAUGAGAACCUCACAGAGCGCAGCCUACAGGAUGCCCAGCGCCUGUUCCUGAUGAGUGAGGCCGUGCAGCCAGUGACACCUGAGCCCUGUGUCACUCAAGACAGCGUGCGCUUCUCACACCUGGUGGUGGACCUCGUACAGGCCAAGGACACGCUCUACCAUGUGCUCUACAUCGGCACAGAGUCAGGCACCAUCCUGAAGGCGCUGUCCACUGUGAGCCGUGGCCUCCGUGGCUGUUAUCUGGAGGAGCUGCACGUGCUGCCUCCCGGGCGACAAGAGCCCCUGCGCAGCCUGCGAAUCCUGCACAGCGCCCGAGCGCUUUUUGUGGGGCUGAGCGACGGAGUCCUGCGGGUCCCUCUGGAGAGGUGCGCCGCCUACCGCAGUCAGGGGGCAUGCCUGGGGGCACGGGACCCAUACUGCGGCUGGGAUGGGAAGCAGCAACGUUGCAGCACACUGGAGGACAGUUCCAACAUGAGCCUCUGGACCCAGAACAUCACAGCCUGUCCUGUGCGGAAUGUGACACGGGAUGGGGGCUUUGGUCCAUGGUCACCAUGGCAACCAUGUGAGCAUUUAGAUGGAGACAACUCAGGCUCUUGCCAGUGCCGGGCCCGAUCCUGUGACUCCCCCCGGCCCCGCUGUGGGGGCCUCAGCUGCCUGGGUCCAGCCAUCCACAUCGCCAACUGUUCCAGGAAUGGGGCAUGGACCCCGUGGUCUUCAUGGGCACAGUGCAGCACAUCCUGUGGGAUCGGCUUCCAGGUCCGCCAGCGAAGUUGCAGCAACCCUGCGCCCCGCCACGGGGGCCGCAUCUGCGUGGGCAAGGGCCGGGAGGAGCGGUUCUGCAAUGAAAACACCCCUUGCCCAGUGCCCAUCUUCUGGGCCUCCUGGGGCUCCUGGAGCAAGUGCAGCAACAACUGCGGGGGCGGUAUGCAGUCGCGUCGUCGGGCCUGCGAGAAUGGCAACUCCUGCCCAGGCUGUGGUGUGGAAUUCAAGACCUGCAACCCCGAGGGCUGUCCAGAAGUGCGGCGCAACACCCCGUGGACCCCUUGGCUGCCCGUGAACGUGACGCAGGGCGGGGCGCGGCAGGAGCAGCGCUUCCGCUUCACGUGCCGCGCUCCCCUGCCUGACCCCCACGGCCUGCAGCUUGGCAGGAGGAGGACUGAGACGAGGACCUGCCCAGCGGACGGCUCCGGAGCCUGCGACACCGACGCCCUGGUGGAGGAUCUCCUGCGCAGCGGGAGCACGUCCCCACACUCGCUGAGCGGGGGCUGGGCUGCCUGGGGCCCCUGGUCGUCCUGCUCCCGGGACUGCGAGCUGGGCUUUCGCGUCCGCAAGAGAACGUGCACCAACCCGGAGCCCCGCAGUGGAGGCCUGCCCUGCGUGGGCGACGCCGCCGAGUACCAGGACUGCAACCCGCAGGCUUGCCCAGUGCGGGGUGCCUGGUCCUGCUGGACCUCGUGGUCCCAAUGCUCAGCCUCCUGCGGUGGGGGCCACUAUCAGCGCACACGUUCCUGCACCAGCCCUGCUCCCUCUCCAGGUGAGGACAUCUGUCUCGGGCUGCACACGGAGGAGGCACUAUGUGCCACACAGGCCUGCCCAGAAGGCUGGUCACCAUGGUCUGAGUGGGGUAUAUGCACCGAAGAUGGAGCCCAAAGCCGAAGCCGGCACUGUGAGGAGCUUGUUCCAGGGCCCAAUGCCUGUGCUGGAAACAGCAGCCAGAGUCGCCCCUGUCCCUACAGCGAAAUUCCUGUAAUCCUGCCUGCCUCCAGUGUGGAGGAGGCCGCCAGCUGUGGAGGGUUCAGUCUUAUCCACCUGGUGGCCACCGGCGUUUCCUGCUUCCUGGGCUCUGGGCUCCUGACCUUGGCGGUGUACCUGUCUUGCCAGCACUGCCAGCGUCAGUCUCAGGAGUCCACACUCGUCCAUCCUGCCACCCCCAAUCACCUGCACUACAAGGGUGGGGGCACCCCCAAGAAUGAGAAAUACACUCCCAUGGAGUUCAAGACCCUGAACAAAAAUAACCUGAUCCCUGAUGACAGAGCCAACUUCUACCCACUACAGCAGACCAAUGUAUACACGACCACCUACUACCCCAGCCCGCUGAACAAGCCCAGCUUCCGGCCUGAGGCCUCACCUGGACAGCGGUGCUUCCCCAACAGCUGAUCCUACCAUCCUGGGACUUGGGCUCCUUGCCUUCCCAAGGCACAGAGCAGUGGAGAUGGGACCGUGGAGCCACUUUGGUUUUCUCCCUCUGCACUAGGCCAAGAACUUGUUGCCUGGCCUGUGGGGAUCCAAUCUGGCUUCAGAGAGCCCUGGCUGGCGGUGACCAUGGGGGAGAGGGCUGGCUUCAGGGCCGGCACAUGGCUGCAGAUCCAGCUUAGCCCAGGUCUCUCAUGGCCUCCUUGUGACCACCAUCAUGAUGACCCUCCCCUGCCAUGUUUGAGCUACAGACCUACUGGGCACGUGAGGAAUUGAGAAGAGUGGAGAUGGCAGUGUCAGGAGGGCAGGCUGUUGGGUUGGGGUUGCGUUGGAAAUGACUUCCAGUGGCUGCCACAGCCAAGUCUGACCCUCUGUGGCUGGCCGGAAGAAAGGCCUUGUCUACAUUCAGAUUGUCUCUGAAAAGAACUUAUCAAAUGGCCCAGUAGCUCUGGAUCUCUGCCCAGUGCUGGACCAUUGUGGUGCUGCCCCAGUAUGACAUAGGGGACCAGUGCUGGCCCAGGUGGUCUGCCUUGGCCUAGCUAUUUGUAUUUCACCCAGGGAUAUUCCUCUGGUCAGAGGCAGUAAGAACUGGGAACCAGAGGCUGGUCUUUUCUGAGAAGCCCUUUAACCUGACCUAGUACAGGUCUCAGCCUUGCCCAGAAGAAACAAAAGGUGGCCUGGGAGGAAGGAAGGCUCAGUACCAUAAGAGGCAAAGUCUGGCCUUUGUAUCCCUAUAGAGAUCAUCUUCCAGUUGCUGCUAAGCAGAGUCGUUAGCUGAGACCUGCUUGGGAGUCUAUGCUGGCCUCUCAUCUCUUCAGGAACACACACACACACACACACACACACACAAGCGCAUGUGCGCGCACACAGUCACCAUCUGCUACAGCAACAGAAAGGAUGUUGGACUGUGGCAUUAUUAAUUAAAGAUGAUAUCCAGUCUCCAAAUGUAACUCUGUCUUUGCGCAUAUGUGUGUGGGCCCCUCUUGGCAUGGUCCUGGCCAUUAGAACAAUGCUCCGGGGUAACAGAUGGCUUCUCAAGGUGGAGGAAAUGACCCAAGUAGAGUGUGACUUUAAUAGGGGAUAUCUUUCCAUAUGUGGGUUUAUGUACACAUGCACACAUAUUGUCCUAAUCCUUUUUUUGAAAAAGAGGUUGGGAAUAAACAAAUUCACAAAUGGGGACACAGAGCACACCAAAGGCAAGUGACAGGAGAGAUUUAUGCGUGUUACCUCAGCAGCUUUUCCUGGCAAUAUCUCCAGGGUGGAGAUGGGGGAAUCCUGCAGGAAAGUAUUGAUGAGGGUUAUUUUAUGAGAUAGCUUCAGUGCUGAGCUUAAUAAAACCAAAUUGGGAAGCGAGUAAACCUGUGAAGUGGGGGAAGCCUAAUAUAGUUUCUGUUGGAUUAAAUAAAAAUAACCUUAAAGCUUCAGCCCACCAAAUCAAUGCUGCCAUUUUGGAUGAGAUUGAUGGACAUGUUAAAUUUAGAGAGCAAUUUCCUAACUUAAUUGGCUGGAUCAAUUCUCCUAAGAUUCCCAGCAGAAUCUAAUUGUAGAUGGGCUAUAAAGCCUAUGAUCUGAGGGUUGGAGGAAGUGGAGGCCCUUGGGAGUGGAGGCAGAAGCACUUGAAGCUUGAAGGUGCCUGAAGUAGAGGAGGGGGAGGAACAGAGCCUUCCUGGAGGUCUUCCUGCUUACCUGAGACAGAAAUGGGCGGCAUCCCCAGAGCCCAAGGGGAGCCCAAUCAGAAAAACCUCAGGAAAUGUGAAUAUCUGCUGCUUUGGGAUUGCUAUUUCCUGUUAGCCUCCACAGCUGAUAGGGGGCAGUGGGGACAUUUUAGAUCCUGGGAUCUCCGAUUCCUUUGGGCCUGUUGGCAGCCAAAGAAGUUCAAAAGUGUUAUAGGAUAUAGGGUCCAGGUGUCCACCUCUCAGGGCAUUCAGGGUAUGUUAAGUCUUAAGGACUAGAAAGUUUAUGUAUAGUCAUGAGAAUUCCUAGGGAAUGCCCACCACCUAUUGUUGGAAUGGCAUCAAUGGGAAUGUAAACCUUUGGCAAUACACACACGCACUCAAACACACACACAAACACACACUAAAUUUUCUGGAAACACAGGCUUUGAAAAGCAUGACCAUUCAGAAUCUAUUGAGAGGCUCCACACUGUAUGCAGAUGAGCUGGCAUGGUUGCCAAAGACUUUAGUAACCAGCUCUGUCCCAGAAUUAAGGACCCUCAGAGUGCUUCUGGAAAAGGAGGGUGUGGUGGUCUGAGUGUGAAAGGCAAGUGGGCUUCCUCUGCCAGAGGCAGAUGCAGGAUCUAGAGCUCCAGGCCUUCUUGGACAGUUUUGUGUUGAGAGAGAGAGAGAGAGCGAGAGCGAGCGAGCAUUUUCUUAUGAUUAAAGCCAUACAUAUUCAUUGCAGAAAAUUUAGAGAAUGGAGGUUAUAGAAAUCUUAUCACGAUUAUACAAAAAUCUAAGGCAGAGACUUAGGAAUUUUAAAUGAUGUUGUAAAGAUAUUUCUUCCAUUUUUUUUCAAAAUCCCCCAAAACAGAAUAAAACACAAAAGUUAUGUCACUGUUUUCAAUAAAGCUAAGAUGUAACUAUAA